This is a messenger RNA of Stegastes partitus (bicolor damselfish), 2761 nucleotides long. It is a transcript of the gene sgo2, whose product is annotated as shugoshin 2. The transcript is spliced from 9 exons. The record is from RefSeq and is a predicted model, not a curated record. NCBI's taxonomy places the organism in Eukaryota, Metazoa, Chordata, Actinopteri, Pomacentridae. Gene Ontology annotation, cellular component: nucleus; chromosome, centromeric region; kinetochore. Gene Ontology annotation, biological process: meiotic sister chromatid cohesion; meiotic chromosome segregation. Bases 224 to 2683 code for a protein of 819 amino acids.
ACGUUUGAAUUAGCAGCGUUCACCUGCAAACACCGGAGCUCUAACCGGUGAAAAGACGAUUAAACUCUUCGUUUGAUCGUCAGUUCACGACUGCAAUCGAGGAAUCCGUUAACAAGAGACAGACUUUCCUGCUGGUUAACGAUUAUUUCCGUGUCUGUGUGGAGAAUCCGACUCCUGCGUCUCGCUCCAGUUGCUGGUUUCCAAACAGAUUCAUGUUCUGAAGAUGUUUCCUGUGCCGAAGAUGACUCCGUCCAAAGCGUCCACCCAGACGUCAGUGGCUGCAGCGAAGAUCAAAAAUAAGAUUCUCAACACCUCGUCCUUCUUCAAGGUCUCUCUGAAGACCAACAACAAGGCCUUGGCUCUGGCGCUGGCGGCCCAGAAGGACCGAUGUCGGCAGCUGGAGAAGGAGGUCGUCUUCCUGAAGAAACAGAUGGAAGCCGACUGCUUUGAACGGGCCACUAAGAACUACAAACAGAGAAAACUGAUCCUGGUGGUGAAGAACCUGCUGAGCAACGCGCUGCAGCACUGGAACAUGGUGACGGACCUGUUUCCAGACGCUGAGCUUCCAGAGGACUGUGCGAUGGGACCUGAAGGCAACCAGGAGCACGUUGCAGCAGCAGGAAGGCUCUCGGAUCGUUUUCUGCUGCAGCCGGAAGCUUCACGGACUUCGUUGUGUUCUGCUGAAAGCAAAGCAGCCGAGCGGCCGGAGAGGAUCUCCACCAGGGAGGACGUCAGCGAGGCUCCAGCUGUUUGUGAUGAUGCUGAGGAAAGAUGUUCGGGUCCGUUUGCACCGGUGGCCCAGACAGGACGGACCGGCAGCCUGAGGGAGGAGGUGGAUCGGCUGUCAGCGGUUCUGGCUCAGUCUGGCUUCGACAUGACGUCCAUCCUCUCGGUCCAGAACCACCAGACCUGUGAGCAGUCCGGACCGGCCGUCUCCUCUGACUCGGCUCUGGAACCCGAAGCUCCGCCUGCAAACAAACAGGAGAGAACUCUGCUGCUGGACACCACGAUGGAGAUGACGCUCAGCAGCUCCAAUGAGAUCGUCACGGUGGAAACCAAGAAAACAGGCCGCCCCAGCAAACCCAAAGGCAGAAAGACAGAAGAACAGACCCGUGCAGAGGAGCAGAACCCUGCAGGUGAGAGGUUCUGCAAAGAACCAACCGAUGAGCCGCUGGAGGAGUUUAGAGAUGCAGAGCUUCCAUCAUCUGAAACGUCGUGGAGAAGCGUCACCACGUCUCGCAUCCCAAAACUGGGCAGGAAUCAGAAAACAUCUAAGAGCAGAUUGAAAUCCAGAGACAUCGACCCACCGGACCUGGACGAUUACUUCACAGAUCCUGAAGUUCAGUCCUCCAGAUCCAGCAGAAGUUCACGUGACAAAGAUCCUGCAGAGGAAACACAAUCUAGGAUCACCUGCAGGAAAUCCAGAAGUAAAGUCCGGAGGUCGUCUUCAGUCAGCAGGAAACCUUCAGUUCCUCAUGAGACGGAGAACAGUUGGUCCAAACCUCAGCAGCUUCACCCUGAGGUCGACGAAGAGAUGUUCUGUGCAGGUGAGUCCAAACAGGUGGAGCUUCUUCCUCCAAGCAACAAACGUCAGAGCAGAGCGAAGCCUGAUUCUAGCCGAGGUCCGGCUUCCAGGUGCAGAGGGACGUUUGUGGUGUCAGUGGACAGAGACCACAGCUCCUCCAGCAGAGCUUCACCAGAACCGGGCCUGAGGCCUCCAGUAGGGUCCAGCUGGGAGGCAGAAGAACCGCUGGUGGUCCUGGAUGGAAGCGAACGGUCGGAACCAGAUCCAUGCUCAGAGCCUCGGCGCUCCUGGAAGCGCUCCUGGAUGGACUCGGAGGAGUCGGGGAGCUUUCAGGAGGACGUCCUGCUGUCGGACCACAAACACAAAAAAGCCAGAAGAGAAGACACGAGAAGAUCCAUCAAGAAGAGAGAGGAAGAUGUUUCACAUGAGAAGAGGAAGAAGAAGAAGAAAAGGCGGCGCAGCAACAAAGAGGUUGGAUCUGAGAACGAAGCAGGUCCUGAUCCCAGCAACGCUUCUCCUGGAACCAGAACAGAGGAUCCACAGCUGCUGGACUCACAUCCUGAAGACAUCUUCCAACAUCUGUCCUCCAAGUCCAAGUCCAGGACGGAUCUGAAUCCUAAACCGAGCAGGAAGACGUUCGACCUGAAUCCAGCCACAGACUCCAGAACUCUACGAGGGACGUUUGUCGUCUGUCGGCGGAGAACUCGAGACAAAAGUGUUGGUGUGAACAUCAGCAGGACGUCUGCUGCCGAGUCCGUCCAUCAGGACGUAGGAGACCUGCUGAUGGACGAGCUGCCGCCGUGGCUGGGCGUCGCCGUGAACGACACCUACGUCGAGUCCCUACCGGCCAGUCCUACCAGAGCAACAUCCAGCAGGCCGGAGGACGUCCAGGAGUCGACCGAAAACUCUCCAGCAGGACGAGUGUUGACGUCGCUGACCAACACCAUGUCGACUCCGGACGGAGACGCUGGAGGACGGACGAGGAGGCGGAAGGGCGUCGUCAGCUACAAGGAGCCCACGUUGAACAGCAAACUGAGGCGAGGAGACGAGCACACCGACAGCAAGUUCCUCAGCUCGCCGGUGUUUAAGGGCAAGAGGAAGAAGAAGCAGAAGGCGGUCCGAAAGCCCCAGAUGGACGGAUCCGUUUCACUGGACUGAUCGUUUACAGUUUCUCUUUUUAACUGUUUCUUUCUAGUUUGCUCUGAAGGUCAAUAAAGAUGUUCAACUGGUUUUAUA